AUGUUUUUCACACUUCGAGCGUCGAUUGCGACUGCUUUAUUCGCCAUCAGCAUAUAUUCUCAGGAAGGUUUGGCUUAUGAUGCUGGAGACGAUGCGGUCCAUGCCACCAAAUGGGCUGCAGCAACCGCCAGAGCAAACCAUUUGAUAGCCAAAUUGAAUUUGACUGAAAAAGCAUCUAUGGUGACUGGAACUGCCAACGGACAAUGCAUAGGAAACAUUGCGUCAAUUGAACGUGUCGGAUUUGGUGGCCUUUGCUUAUCGGACGGCCCCCAAGGCUUGCACCUUGCCGACCUUGCAAGCGUCUUUCCAUCAGGCUUGACUGCGGCAGCAACAUGGGAUCGAGACUUGAUCGCUCGACGGGGUGCCGCAAUGGGUGCCGAAUUUCGCGGAAAGGGUGCCAACGUGAUGCUAGGUCCUUCCACUGGGCCACUUGGCCGUAGCCCAUGGGGUGGCCGCAACUGGGAGGGAUUUUCUCCGGAUCCUUACCUCUCUGGAGUUGCUAUGCAAGAAACGAUUCGGAGUGCUCAAGCGCUUGGUGUGCAAGCUUGCGCCAAACACUUCAUUGGGAACGAACAAGAAACCCAUCGGACCAGCGAGAAAAUAAAGGGCGUUGAAGUGGCUGGAGUUUCAGCCAACAUCGACGACCGCACUCUACAUGAGCUCUAUCUCUGGCCAUUCGCGGAUGCAGUCAAAGCUGGUGUGGCAUCGUUCAUGUGCAGCUACAACCGAGUCAACAUGACAUACUCCUGCGAAAAUGCUCCGCUUCUCAAGAAGAUUUUAAGAGAUGAGCUCGGUUUCCAGGGUUAUAUGAUGUCAGACUGGUUCGCAACACAUUCAGGCGCCCGUGCGAUCAAUGCCGGUCUUGACCUGAACAUGCCAGGCUAUCUUAGCGAGACUGACUUCACUAAUUCAUAUUUUGGACCUAAUGUGGUCUCUGGUGUUCAAAAUGGAACCAUAUCUGAGCUCCGAUUGAACCAGAUGAUCAAGCGAAUCCUUACGCCGUACUUCUAUUUCAAUCAAGACACUGACUACCCCUCGAUUGACCCAUCUUCAUACGCCGUGAGCGAAGCUACUUAUGGUCUGCUUUCUGUUGGAGAAUCCACUCCGGCAGGUCGAGAUGUACGUGGUAAUCAUUCAACAUUGAUUCGAGAAAUGGGUUCGGCUGGCACGGUUCUCCUCAAGAAUGUGAAUAACACUCUUCCCCUGAAAUCACCCAAGGUCAUCGGAGUUUUCGGAAACGAUGCCCCAGAUGUCUCCGCGGGUCUCCUCUAUCCCAGCAACAAUGCCGGCUUCAAAAUUGGGACCCUCACAGUCGGCGGUGGCUCCGGUAGCGGUCGCAACCCGUACGUUGUUUCUCCCCUCGAUGCUAUCAAGGCUCGUGCGGAGGAUGACGGAUCCCGCGUGGUGUACCUCACAGACAACGACAUGAUUGCUGAAGGCGAUUUCAAGAGUAUUUAUCCUUGGCCUGAUAUCUGUCUUGUUUUCCUCAAGACUUGGGUUCGCGAAGGAAUCGAUCGAACCACCCUCGAAGCCGACUGGAACUCCACUCAGGUUGUCAAUAAUGUUGCCUCGAUCUGUCCUGGAAAAACUGUUGUAGUUACCCACACUGGCGGUGUCAACUCAAUGCCAUGGGCGAACAAUGACAAUGUAACUGCCAUUCUCGCUGCGCAUUACCCUGGUCAAGAGUCUGGUCAUUCGAUCGUGGAUGUUCUGUGGGGUGAUGUCAACCCAUCUGGAAAGCUUCCUUACACUAUUGCCAAGGAAAGCUCUGAUUAUAACACCCCUAUUCUCAAUGUUACUGGUUCAAGCGCCACUGACUCUGCCGCAUGGCAAGUCAAUUUCACCGAGGGCUUGAUGAUCGAUUAUCGGCAUUUUGACAACCAGGAGAUCACACCAUUGUACGAAUUUGGCUAUGGUCUCAGUUACACUUCUUUCAAUCUCUCCUCGAAACUUUCUGUGCGGUAUCAUGACCAUGCUAAGAAAGAAGUGUCUGCGCUGUCCCUUUCCAACAAAACGACACCAAUUGGCGGCAACUCCGAUCUUUGGAACAAAAUGAUUGAAGUUACUACAACUGUGGGUAACACCGGUAAUGUGUCUGGAGCCACAGUUGUCCAACUCUAUCUUUCUUAUCCAACGGACUCGAUGCCAUCGGGAACUCCUGUGAAGGUACUUCGCGGUUUUGAAAAGGUGACUUUAGACCCUGGAGCUCGCCAGAACAUUCGUUUCUCUCUUCGACGUCGGGAUCUCAGUUUCUGGGAUACCGAAGCUCAGCAAUGGAGAAUUCCUCACGGUCGUUUCCACUUCAGUGUUGGCUUCAGCUCCCGAGAUCUGCCUUCCUCCGUUUCUGCGCAAAUUCUGUAG
Penicillium antarcticum is the source of this 2361-nucleotide messenger RNA. RefSeq names its product beta-glucosidase. The record is from RefSeq and is a predicted model, not a curated record. Lineage: Eukaryota; Fungi; Ascomycota; Eurotiomycetes; Eurotiales; Aspergillaceae. Gene Ontology annotation, biological process: glucan catabolic process. Gene Ontology annotation, molecular function: beta-glucosidase activity. The coding region runs from base 1 to 2361 and encodes 786 amino acids. The transcript is spliced from 3 exons.